AUGACAAUUCUUACAAAUUCCAUAUUCCCAUUUCUUCUUCUCAUUGCGGCUAUCACUGUUAGCUUAUGCCAUGGCAAUUCCAAUGUGCUUUGCAUUGAGAGUGAGAGAGAAGCUCUUUUUAAGUUGAAGAAUGAUCUGAUUGAUCCUUCAAACACCCUAUCUUCUUGGGUUGAAGGUGUGGAUUGCUGUCAUUGGAAUGGUGUCGUCUGCCACAACUCAACAGGCCACGUCCUCCAACUGCACUUGCCUGCUUCUUUUUCACCUCCUUCUGAUUGGGCACCACUUGCUGAACUGGAAGACUACCGUCAUUCAGCUCUAGAAGGCAAAAUAAAUCCUUCUCUGCUGGAGUUGCAGCAUCUCAAUUGGCUUGACUUGAGCAAUAACAAUUUUAGCAGCAUUCAAAUCCCUGAGUUUUUGGGUUUGCUGGGGAGUUUAACAUAUCUUAACCUCUCUCAAGCACGAUUCCAGGGAGCAAUUCCUCGUAACCUUGGGAAUCUCUCACAGUUGCAGUAUCUCGACCUCCGAGGUAUUUAUUUAUCAGAAGAAGUGAAAAGUCUUCAAUGGGUUUCUGGACUUUCUUCUUUGCGGUACCUUGAUUUGAGUGGCAUUCAUCUUGGUAAAGCAACUGAUUGGCUGCAGGUAACAAUAUCCAAUCUUCCUUCUUUGUUAGAGUUGCACUUGUCUGGUUGCAUGUUACAAGAUGAUACAUCUCCGAUCAGCACUGCUAAUUUUACAAAUUCACUAGCUGUUCUUGAUCUUUCUUGGGAAGAAAUUAUCUUCAGUUCCUAUGUCGAUACUUGGUCUUCAUUGUCUUGUGUCGCUUGA
Molecule: messenger RNA, 825 nt
Organism: Hibiscus syriacus
Lineage: Eukaryota; Viridiplantae; Streptophyta; Magnoliopsida; Malvales; Malvaceae
Product: receptor-like protein EIX2
Exons: 1
Coding region: 1-825 (274 amino acids)
Molecular function (GO): protein binding
Source: RefSeq, a predicted model, not a curated record